Gloeophyllum trabeum ATCC 11539 is the source of this 1598-nucleotide messenger RNA. Its product is annotated as kinesin-domain-containing protein. The record is from RefSeq and is a predicted model, not a curated record. Gene Ontology annotation, biological process: microtubule-based movement. Bases 1 to 1479 code for a protein of 492 amino acids. Lineage: Eukaryota; Fungi; Basidiomycota; Agaricomycetes; Gloeophyllales; Gloeophyllaceae. Gene Ontology annotation, molecular function: microtubule motor activity; microtubule binding; ATP binding. The transcript is spliced from 8 exons.
AUGACACAGCGCCGGGAGCUCGAUAACUACAGCGAUGAGAUACAGAGCCUAAAGAAGAGGCAUGCACAAGAGGUGGAUGAAUAUGAGGCGGGGCUGCGGAAGAAGGACAGGGAGAUGCGGGAGCUGAGAGAGGAUCUGAGGGUUGCGCAGAGCGAUCUGGAGAGGGAGAGGGAAACGGUGACGUCCUUGCGGGCGACCAUCUCAUCUCAAUCGACCGCGCAGCUUACCUUGGCCACGCAAAAGAACGUGCUGCAGGCUCAAUGCGACGCGGUACAAGCUUCGUUGGAUGCUGCUACUGCCACUAUCUCCCAACUUCAACUGGACUUGGAGAGCUCGCGGAAGAGGAUUGCGGAGCUCGAGCAAGAUGCCCGGGAAGCUGAGGGUGUGCGGAGGAAGCUGCACAAUAUGGUGCAAGAGCUCAAGGGCAAUAUCCGCGUCUUUUGCCGUGUUCGACCGAUUCUACCGAAGGAGGCAACUGCAAGUAUAGCCUACCCUGACCGCCGAGAUCAUAAAGAGAUUGUGCUCAGCUCGUCUAGUGAGAGCGCCACUGGCCAAGAGAGGAAGGAAGUGUGGAAUUUCAGCUUCGACCGAGUCUUCGAACCCGACUCAACACAGGCGGAGGUAUUCGAAGAGGUAUCACAGCUGGCGCAAAGCUGCGUGGACGGGUACAACGUCUGCAUCUUCGCCUAUGGCCAGACCGGGUCCGGCAAGUCGUUUACCAUGGAAGGUGGCCCUACUGAGAGCACAGCGGGUAUGAUCCCUCGUGCAGUUGAGCAAGUCUUUAGCGUGGCCGAGGAGCUCAAGUCCAAAGGCUGGGAAUACAAGAUGGAGGGACAGUUCCUCGAGAUUUACAAUGAGACCAUCAAUGAUCUUCUGGGUAAGGACGAGUUCGACAAGAAGAAGCACGAGAUCAAGCACGACAAAUCCGGCACGCGCGUGACGGACAUCGUCACCAUCCCGCUCCGCUCAGCCACGCAGGUCCGCUCCCUGCUCGCCAUCGCGCAGUCGCGGCGGACAGUAGCUGCCACGCUCAUGAAUGAGCGCUCCUCCCGUUCCCACUCCGUGUUCACACUCAAGAUCCAGGGAAAUAACACGCAUACCGGCGAAACGUGCGAUGGUUCGCUGAACUUGGUCGACCUGGCUGGUAGUGAGCGGUUAAAGGAGAGCGGCGCUGCUAAUGAUAAGGAUAGGCUCAAGGAAACGCAGAGUAUCAAUAAGAGCCUGAGCGCCCUUGGGGAUGUCAUUGCUGCCCUCGGCGAGAAAGGCGAGAAGGGAGAGAAGCAUAUACCAUAUCGAAAUUCGAAGCUCACUUACCUACUUCAAAACUCACUAAGUGGGAAUUCAAAGACAUUGAUGAUCCUCAACGUCUCUCCGCUUGCCGUUCACUUGGGCGAGUCCUUGUGUUCCCUGCGUUUCGCCACUAAGGUCAACAACACGACGAUCGGCACGGCAAAGAAGCAAACGCGAAGCGCUAGCUAAAGUCCGACUCGUCGUACUUGCUGUAAAUUAUUUCCUGUUGUACUUGCAUUCGUUGAUUGCAUUGUAAUGCCAUUGUACAUACCUCAUGCAUAUCCGGUCAUUCAGACACCAGACGACCC